Messenger RNA from Rangifer tarandus platyrhynchus (Svalbard reindeer), 345 nucleotides. The record is from the annotation of a GenBank genome assembly. Lineage: Eukaryota; Metazoa; Chordata; Mammalia; Artiodactyla; Cervidae.
AUGAAGUGGGCGGGGAUUGGGGACAAGUCAAAGACCCGGGAAGUUGGCCCUGCAGAGGGUCCCCAGGGAGAAGGCAGCGCGCCGCGAGUGGAGGGAAGGCGCCCGGGAACCGGAGCGGGCGCGGGAGCUUGGGCCCGUAUCAACCAGGAAAGAAUAGUUUGCAAGUAUUCUUCUUUCUCCUGUGGAACUAAAUAUCUGGGAGCAGCUGAGUGCAUAAGUAGUGAAGAUUCUGCUGUUUUAAGUACAGACAUGAUGGAGACUUUGACCUUACAGCCAUAUCUGCCCUGCUAUGUGUCCAGGGAAAUAGAGGAUUUCAGCAGAUCCAGUUGCGAUGUUCCUUUCUGA